This is a messenger RNA of Ectocarpus siliculosus, 1398 nucleotides long. Lineage: Eukaryota; Phaeophyceae; Ectocarpales; Ectocarpaceae. The record is from the annotation of a GenBank genome assembly.
AUGGUGAAGCUGGAUGUGACCUGCAUGCGCCAUCUGUCGAAGCACGACAUCAGGGUGCUCACGGCCGUGGAGAUGGGGAUGAAGAACCACGACCUCGUGCCCGUGGAGCUGAUCUCGAGCAUCGCCAAGCUCCGGCACGGCGGAACGCACAGGAUACUGUCCACCCUCCUCACCUUCAAGCUCAUCGCUCACGACCGCUCCUCCUAUGACGGGUACCGGCUGACGUACUCGGGGUACGACAUCCUGGCCCUCAAUGUGCUCCAGGCCCGGGGGCACAUCUGCGCCGUCGGCAGCAAGAUCGGCAUGGGGAAGGAGGCCGACAUCUACAUGGCGCAGACCCCCGACGGGGACCAGGUGGUGCUCAAGCUGCACCGCCUGGGAAGGACGUCGUUCAAGGCCGUCAAGAACAAGCGCGACUACCUCAAGAGCCGGACGUCGGUGUCCUGGCUGUACAUGUCGCGGCUCUCCGCGCUGAAGGAGUUCGCCUUCAUGACGGCGCUGUUCCAGCACGGGUUCCCGACGCCCACGCCGCUCGAUCACAACAGGCACGUUGUUCUCAUGAGCCACGCGAAGGGGUACCCCAUGUACCAGCUGAGGAGCGGCGAAAUGGGGCACCCGGACGUGGUCUACCGGCAGUGCGUGGAGAUGAUCGUCCGCCUGGCCCGGCACGGCCUCAUCCACUGCGACUUCAACGAGUUUAACCUUCUCGUGGACGAGGAGGAGAGGCUGACGCUCAUCGACUUCCCGCAGAUGGUGUCCACUCGCCACGUCAACGCCGGAGAGAUGUUCGAUCGGGACGUCGCGUGCGUGGUGAAGUUCUUCUCGAUGAAGAUGAAGCACGUGCCGGAGCCGAGCGACAUCCCUUCCUUCGCGGACGCUGUUGGUGGGGCGGGCCGCGAGGGUGUGGAGCAUCACCUGGACGUGGUCGCACAGGCAUCUGGUUUCUCGGAGAAGGAGGCCCACGACCUAGACGCGUUCGUUGCCACCGAAGGCUGGGGAGGGGGCGACGCAGAUGGCGAUGAGGAGGAGGAGGGGGGAGAGGAAGAGGGAUUAAACAGCGACGGUGAAGUCGACGAGGAAACCAAAGGAUCAAAAGCGAGGAAGGCAAGAGGGGGAAGGGACGACGGUGGGGUUGAGAGCGAACAGGAGGAGGAGGAGGAGGAGGAGGGGGACGAUGCGGCCAAGUGCAGCAGUGGCAGCUGUGGCGAGGAGGGCGAGGGCGAAGGCGUGCGAAUACGACGGGUGAAGGCGCCAGAAACGGUCACGAAACGCGCGCACGCAGCCGUGCAGCGGCAGCGGAGGGCGGCCGGGGCGGGCGGCGGAGUGGGGAAGCCCACGCGAAAUCACCAGAAGAAGAGGGAGAAGGGCAAGAUGCUGUACAAGCACCGGGACUUUUGA